AUGGCGUCCGGACGAAAAGAUUUCUUAAGCCAGCAGGCGCCUGAAAACUAUGUUGCUGGUCUUGGUCGUGGUGCGACCGGUUUCACCACUCGCUCCGAUCUUGGCCCGGCGCGCGAAGGCCCUACACCUGAACAAAUCCAAGCUGCUCUAAACAAGAGGGCACAGCAACUAGGAGCCGCUGCACCCACUGCCUACGGAAACCAGUCACGCGAGAAAGGAGGGAAAGAAGACGAGAAGGAAGAAGACGAUGAGCGCUUCCAGGAUCCUGAGAACGAGGUCGGACUGUUCGCAUACGGACAGUUCGAUCAAGAGGACGAUGAGGCAGAUCGCAUUUACCAAGAGGUAGAUGAGAAGAUGGAUAGGCGUCGGAAAGCUCGCAGGGAAGCCCGAGAAAAACUCGAAGAAGAAGACUACAAUCGCAAAAACCCAAAGAUCCAACAACAAUUCGCCGAUUUGAAACGAACCCUCGCUUCGGUGUCCGAAGAAGAUUGGGCCAACCUCCCCGAGGUUGGUGAUUUGACGGGCAAGAAUCGACGAGAGAAGCAGAACCUCAGACAGCGUUUCUAUGCCGUUCCGGAUAGUGUCAUCGCUGGCGCUCGAGACUCGGCCCAAUACGAUACAUCAGUCGCCGACGAUGGAACGCAACCUGAUGGCGGUGACGGAGAAGCCGAUGGCACCAUGACAAACUUCGCAGACAUUGGUGCGGCGCGCGAUAAAGUGCUGAAGGUCCGACUUGACCAGGCUGCGCUGGGAUCAUCUGCCGAUACAUCAUCAGGAAGUGCUACCAAUAUCGACCCUAAGGGAUACCUAACUAGCUUGACACAGUCCGAAGUCAAAGCCGGUGAAGUUGAGGUCGGUGAUAUCAAGCGAGUUCGAACUUUGUUGGAAUCCGUCACCAAGACCAACCCGAAGCACGCUCCUGGUUGGAUUGCACUCGCCCGCCUUGAGGAGCUCGCUGGCAGGAUCGUGGCCGCCAGAAACCUCAUCGCUAAGGGAUGUGAGCUUUGCCCCAAGAGCGAAGACGCUUGGCUGGAGAAUAUUCGACUCAAUGAAGGCCACAAUGCCAAGGUCAUUGCAGCAAACGCCAUCAAGAACAAUGACCGGUCUACGAGACUUUGGACUGAGGCCAUGAAAUUAGAAACCGACACUCGUGCCAAGAAGAACGUGCUUAGACAGGCCAUUUUGCACAUCCCUCAAUCUGUUCAGAUUUGGAAGGAAGCCGUCAACCUGGAAGAAGAUCCCGCUGAUGCGCGUCUACUCCUGGCCAAGGCUGUUGAGAUGAUCCCUCUAUCAGUCGAGUUGUGGCUUGCCCUUGCUCGCCUGGAGACACCAGAUGCCGCACAGAAGGUCUUGAACGCUGCUCGCAAGGCUGUCCCUACCAGCUAUGAAAUUUGGAUUGCCGCAGCUCGACUCCAGGAACAGAUGGGUACUUUUGCCAAGGUCAAUGUUAUGAAACGUGCUAUCCAGGCUUUGGCUCGCGAAAAUGCUAUGCUGAAGAGAGAAGAAUGGAUCACGGAAGCUGAAAAGUGUGAAGCGGAAGGUGCUGUUCUCACCUGUGGCGGUAUCAUCCAAGAGACGCUCGGGUGGGGACUGGAUGAGGAUGAUGACCGGAAGGAUAUCUGGAUGGAUGAUGCGAAGUCCAGUAUUGCGCGUGGUAGAUAUGAGACUGCUCGGGCCAUCUACGCCUACGCCUUGCGAGUCUUUGUCAACCGCCGAUCAAUCUGGCUGGCAGCAGCAGACUUGGAGCGUAAUCACGGCACCAAAGAAGCGCUCUGGCAGGUCCUCGAGAAAGCCGUCGAGGCUUGCCCUCGGAGCGAAGAGCUCUGGCUCCAGCUCGCCAAGGAAAAGUGGCAGUCCGGCGAGAUCGACGACGCACGCCGAGUCCUUGGACGCGCUUUCAACCAAAACCCCAACAACGAAGACAUCUGGCUGGCUGCUGUCAAGCUCGAGGCCGACGCCCAGCAGACCGACCAGGCUAGAGAGCUUCUUGCCACCGCUCGUCGCGAGGCAGGCACAGAUCGUGUCUGGGUCAAGAGUGUUGCUUUCGAGCGUCAGCUUGGCAACACUGACGAUGCCCUCGACCUGGUCAAUCAAGGUUUGCAGCUAUUCCCAAAGGCCGAUAAGCUCUGGAUGAUCAAGGGCCAGCUAUACGAAGCACAGAACAAGUUCCCACAAGCACGAGAGGCAUAUGGAACAGGUACCCGGGCCUGCUCCAAGUCUGUUGCGCUCUGGCUUCUCGCAUCCCGCUUGGAAGAAAAAGCUGGUGCCGUCGUCCGGGCUCGAUCUGUUCUUGAUCGUGCUCGCCUGGCUGUACCCAAGAGCGCCGAGCUCUGGACUGAGAGUGUGCGCGUUGAACGUCGCGCCAACAACAUUGCCCAGGCUAAGGUCCUCAUGGCGCGUGCCAUCCAAGAAGUCCCCACAUCAGGUCUCUUAUGGAGCGAGAGCAUCUGGCACCUCGAGCCCCGGGCCCAGCGCAAGGCUCGCAGUUUGGAGGCUAUUAAGAAGGUUGAGAACGACCCCAUCUUGUUCAUCACUGUAGCCCGCAUCUUCUGGGGCGAGCGUCGACUGGACAAGGCUAUGACCUGGUUUGAGAAAGCCAUUGUUGCCGAUAGCGAUUACGGUGAUGGCUGGGCUUGGUAUUACAAGUUCCUUAUGCAGCAUGGCACAGAGGAGAAACGAUCAGAUGUCGUCUCCAAGUGCGUGUCGAUGGAACCCAAGCAUGGCGAGAUCUGGCAGUCCAUUGCGAAGGACCCGACUAAUGCUUACAGAUCUACCGAAGAAAUCCUCAAGCUUGUCGCGAAUACCAUCAGUUAG
Penicillium antarcticum is the source of this 2814-nucleotide messenger RNA. RefSeq names its product U4/U6-U5 snRNP complex subunit PRP6. The record is from RefSeq and is a predicted model, not a curated record. Gene Ontology annotation, cellular component: U4/U6 x U5 tri-snRNP complex; catalytic step 2 spliceosome. Gene Ontology annotation, biological process: spliceosomal tri-snRNP complex assembly; mRNA splicing, via spliceosome. NCBI's taxonomy places the organism in Eukaryota, Fungi, Ascomycota, Eurotiomycetes, Eurotiales, Aspergillaceae. Bases 1 to 2814 code for a protein of 937 amino acids. Gene Ontology annotation, molecular function: protein binding. The transcript is spliced from 2 exons.